UAUUCCACAUUUUUCUUUUUAAAAUACCUUCUAUAUCAACUUUAAUAUCAUCUAUAGACAUUAUAUAUAUAUACAUAUAUGUAAUCCCGUUUCUAAAUUAUUCUAUAUUGUAAACAAACAGCCAGUAGAGAGAAGAAGAAAUCAAUUUCUACCUUUUUUCCAAUCCCUUAAAUAUUAUUUCACAUUUAUUCUUUUAAAAUUACCUUCAUUAUCAAUUUUAAUAACAUCUAAACACUAUAUAUAUACAUAUAUAAUUCGGUGUUUCUAAAAUAUUCUAUAUUUUAAACAAACAACCAGUAGAGACAAGAAAAACCCAUCAAUUUCUACCUUUUUUUCCAAUCCCUUGAAUAUUAUUUCACAUUUAUUCUUUCAAAAUACCUUCCAUAUCAACUUUAAUAUCAUCUAAACAUUAUAUAUAAUCCCCUGUUUCUAAAAUAUUCUAUAUUACCUGAAAGCAUUCCAUAUACAUUGCAGAGACUGGACACAAUUUUGAAUCUGUAAACAUAUCUUGCCUUAAUUUCUAAACAUCCAAAAUAAUCCACACAUGUCAUAUCAAACCUGCAUUACACAACAAAACACUUCUGUUGCUUCUUUAAUAAUCUCUCCUUUACAUUAAGUCAAUCGAUUACAUCUGUAUAUAGUUUGUUGUCUUUCGUAACAUAUAACAAUAACUACAAGAACAACAACAGCCAUUUGGCUUUUCUUCAACUUCUACUUUCUCUUCUCUGCUUCUCUCUCUCUCCAUCUCGGCUUCCCGCGACCGUUUCUGAAAUAACACUAAAGGAACUAACCAUAUUCGCAAUGCCUUGACUCCUGGACAUUAUUAUGUAAAUUUAUAUCAAUUUCUAUAUCUCUCUCUCUUAUCUCAUAGAUAUAGAUAAAACAACUCGAUACAUAAUCUACACCCACACCACUCAUAAUAGAUACACACAUACAAUCUCUUCUCUCUCUCUUUUAUACACCCACACUACACAAAUAGACACAAAAAUCUCUUCCCUCAUAUACACCCCUCACACAUAUAUAUAUUAUAUAUAUAUAUAUAUAUGCGAUUUCCCCUCUUUUUUUUAUACACGUAUACACAAAUCUUUCUUCCUCCUAUCAUAUCUUCUCUCUUUCUCGUAAUCUCUUCUGACGAAAUAAAACACUAAAACAUAUAGCAACAAACAAACAAACAUUUCCUUUCAAUCUUAGUUAUUUUCUCUCACCCCCCUCUUAUCUCUCUCACUCUCUCUUUCUCUCUCUCUCGUUUAUAAUCUGUCCGUUCUUUUCGAUUUCCAUUUCGUUCGUUAUAUACGUGUGUCGAAGCUACAAUUCCGGUUCUAGUUAACAUCUCUAUAGCGUGUCAGCCACACAAAUGGGAACAAAAAUUGUCAAAUAAUAUCACCGAGGAAUUUCUUAAGUGAAAACAAAAUCAAUAUAACAAGCAAAGAGUGACUUAAACCAAUUAUAUACACACACACAUAUAAAACUUGCAAAAUAAGACGAAACGCAAAACAAGCAAAAUUCCAGGCGAUUCAAGAUGUGUAAAUUACUAUCAUCCAAUAACCUGCAUCUAUCCGGUUGCCUCCAAGAGGUUUAGACAGUUUGUGACUUUCAUUUAAGCACCAACAAUACCCAAAGACAAGGGACAAUAAGCUACCUAAGGCCCUUAGGGAACACACAGACUAUACAUAUAUAUAUAUAUAUAUAUAUAUACACACACACAUUACUCGCCCACAUGCAUACACCUCUUAAUUCAUAUAUAUAUAUAAUAUAUAAAAUAGCGCAUUUUUAACAUAUAUUUGUCUGCCACAACAACGAUAGUCAAACACUCCAACCUACUAAACAAGUAACCUAAUACUUUGCUUGUUUCAUUCUCUCUUCUCGUAGCUGUUGGUGGAGGUGUGUUAGCUUUAGUAGUGCCUGCCGGCUUUUUGGUGCUGGUAAAUAAUUAUUUAUUUGGUGUUAACCGAACGGAACCAAAGAUGCCUGUUUUCUUAUUAGAACGGAUCCCUUUUCCCAGUCUUCGGACGUACACGACGGGUAGCGUGCUUUUCUUUAGUUGUGCCUUGCUCUACGCCUGUCGGGAGAACAAGUUCGGUGUGUUCAAUUCGGCCGCCGACUAUGCACGAUCUUCACCUUUGGAGCUACCAGAAACGGAGGUCGGUGAUGGUGGUACCAAGAAAUUCGAAAGUAGCGAGUUGAAUGAUCCCAACGAGGAUGGUUUCCAUAGCUGGCUGCUAGAAUUAUUCGGCUUCAAAGUGUGUCGUCUUCUCGAAAAUGUAUGGCUUCUUGGGAUCUGUAUUAAUAUGAUAUACUGCACACUGAUACUUCUUAGCAAACUUAUCCAGUACAUCGUUUUUGGAGAGCUACGUAUCAGUGAACACCAGAACUUGAAAGAUAACUUUUGGAACUUUGUCUUUUAUAAGUUCAUUUUUAUCUUUGGAGUGAUGAAUGUACAAACAAUGAGUGAAGUUAUCAGUUGGGUUACCUGGUUCACUGUCCUUGGAUUUCUAAAUCUGCACACCCAGCUGUGUAAAGAUAGAUUUGAAUAUCUCUCGUUCUCUCCUGGUACUGCUCGAUGGGUUCAUGUCAAGCUGCUUUCUCUUCUUGGUGUGAUUUUCUGUUCUUGCAUGGGUCUGCUUGUUAUCUCAGGAUUUGUUGCAAUGCAAGCUGGAUUUACCAUAUUUGCAUUUAUGGCAGCAGAGUGCCUUAUCCUUGGAAUAAAGAUAAUGUAUGUUAUGAUACGCUAUGCCAUUCAUUUGUGGGACUUGAACAUGGAUGGAAUCUGGGAAAAGCGAUCUCUCUAUGUCUACUAUUCAGAGCUAAUAUUUCAGUUAGCUGCUCUUAUUGUUGAAUUUGCACACCAUUUUCACAUGCUGCUCUAUGGUAAGAUUUUCCUGAGUAUGGCUAGUUUGGUGAUUUUCAUGCAACUGCGUUACUUGUUCCAUGAGUUCCAGAGAAGGAUCAAGCGACACAAAAACUACAUCAAAGUGGUACGCAACAUGGAAGCAAGAUUUCCAAUGGCAAGUGCCAGUGAUCUGGAAAAUUGCAAUGAUGACUGUGCUAUCUGCUGGGAAAAAAUGGAAAAUGCUCGCAAAUUGCCUUGUGGUCAUCUUUUCCACCAUUCUUGUUUGAGAUCUUGGUUAGAACAGGAUACAUCUUGUCCAACCUGUAGAACUAUGUUAAAUAAUCGAUCCAACAACGAGACAAAUAGCAACCGGCCUGAAACUGAAGAAACUCCUGAAAACAACCCUCCACAACCACCUGGAGCUAAUCAGCAGACAACCAACCAUUUCUUCCAUUUUGAUGGUUCGCGAUAUGUCAGCUGGUUACCAAGUUUCUCUGUUGAAGUCACACAUACCCAACUUUUACCCAGCAGGCUGCCUGCCGCUCAAACCUCUGUAGUGGAUAGCAUGGCUCGUCAAGUUCACUUGGUGUUUCCUCACAUUCCUUUGAAUGUCAUCAAUGAUGACUUGCGUAUCACAAGAUCUGUUGAUCACACUAUUGACAACAUCCUGGAAGGACGUGUAACCAUACCAACACCAUCCCUGUCAGCAAACUCUUCUUCUACCCUCAUUUCAACCCCUUCUGCAUCAUCUGCUACUCUGAAUGAACAACAUGAUGUUCAGACUGCUGCUGCAGUUGUCAGUGAGGACCUAGACCAGGUACCCAGUGAGGAGAACAUCAAUUCUUUACAGAUGGAUGCUCCAUUCAAGAACGGUGUCAGUGACCUCACAAAUAUCCCUUCCACUUCUGCAGUGGUGGCGCCACACAGCACACCUCUACUCAGCAGCAGCAUGGAACUGUCUUCAGCUGAAAGUUUCCAUUCAUUUCGUCAACAAUCUCUUGUAUCCGUUUCUGAUUCAGCUUCUUCAUCCAGCAGUUCCCAUGAUGACUUCCCUACAUCUACGUGUACUGGAGGAAGAUUCUCAAAGUCAGCAAGUGAAAGAGAAGGGAUGUUACAACAGAGAAAAAACAAUAUGCUGGAAAAUGCCAGAAGACGUUACUUAAAUGUUCCGAGAGAAACAAACCGUGAAGAUUUGGAAGGCUAUGAUUCAAUUACUUCAGACAUGAGAGAAUUGGCAUAUCAAGCAGCAAGACGACGGAUGCAAGAACAGCAACCUCAGAACACAUGAAAUUCAUCCCCAGAAUUCAAUUGCUCCUCUCCAAAAUUUUCUUUUCUUCGUGACUUCUUAUUUCAUAUUUUUGUCCCUUUCUCUCUUUACCUGGAGUUCACUUGCUUUCUUCUACCCUCCCUCUAGGGUGUAGAACAUGCUACAUAACACCCUGCACCCAGUUGUCAUUCUGUUAGCGGGAGAAGAGAGAACUGGAAUGAUGAUGAUAAUACUCAAUAAAUAAAAAACACUUGAAUGUGAUCUGAGUCUAAAUGAGAAUGCCUGCUGCUGCUGUUGCUGCUGCUGCUGCUUCCCAGCACUUUUGUCUAAGCUACACUUUCGUAUCUGGCCUACAACAGAAUACCAAAACAUUGCUUUCACAGCCUGCUUUUUACAGGUUGGGGUGAGACAGUCAGAACACAAACUUUUGGAAGUUCACCUUUAUUGCAUUCACAUUGUUCUUAUAGUUAUUGUAAAGUGUUUUUAAAUCAGAACUCUAUUUUAUAUAUCUGAAUGCAUUAUACAGGUGAAUGCAAUAUU
Molecule: messenger RNA, 4637 nt
Organism: Octopus bimaculoides (California two-spot octopus)
Lineage: Eukaryota; Metazoa; Mollusca; Cephalopoda; Octopoda; Octopodidae
Product: E3 ubiquitin-protein ligase AMFR
Biological process (GO): protein K48-linked ubiquitination; endoplasmic reticulum unfolded protein response; ubiquitin-dependent protein catabolic process
Cellular component (GO): endoplasmic reticulum; ubiquitin ligase complex; cytosol
Molecular function (GO): ubiquitin protein ligase activity; ubiquitin binding
Source: RefSeq, a predicted model, not a curated record